UCCUCUGUUUUUGUAUAUACUUGCAUAUAUAAUAAUAACAGAUUACCAAACUCCAAUAGACUUGUCCAAAAAAACAAAACAAAAAGCUCCUUAAUUCCUUUGUUACCUGUCAAGAAAUGAACUUUUUCUCCAUUACAAUCAUUCAAAUCCUCAUUUUUACCUUAACCCAUCUCUUUGUGAGCUCACAAUCCAUAACCAGAGCUGAUUUCCCAGAUGGGUUUGUCUUUGGAACCGCCUCUUCAGCUUACCAGUUUGAAGGGGCUGUGGAUGAAGGAAAUAAAGGGCCAAGCAUAUGGGAUACCCUCACAAGGCAACCAGCUGGGAGGAUCUUGGAUUUCAGCAAUGCCGACACUGCCGUCGAUAUGUACCAUCGGUUCCAGGAGGAUUUAGACUUGAUGAAGGACUUGGGAAUGGAUGCUUACCGGUUCUCAAUUUCCUGGCCAAGAAUUUUCCCAAAUGGAACUGGAGAACCAAAUCCAGAAGGAAUAGAAUAUUACAACUGUAUCAUUGAUUCUUCACUUGAAAGAGGAAUUCAGCCUUAUGUAACACUAUAUCACUGGGAUCUUCCACAGAUGCUAGAAGAUAGAUAUGAAGGGUGGUUAAGCAAUCAAGUAGUGAAGGACUUUGAACAUUAUGCCUAUACCUGCUUCCAAGCUUUUGGAGACAGAGUGAAGUACUGGAUCACUUUCAAUGAGCCUCGGGGUGUCUCAAUAGAUGGGUACAACUGGGGAAUUCAAGCUCCUGGGAGAUGUUCACUUCUCGCCCAUGUUUAUUGUAAGAAAGGAAAAUCAUCCACUGAACCAUACAUUGUAGCUCACAACAUCCUCUUGGCUCAUGCUGCUGCUUAUCAGACUUACCAGCGCCAUUUCAAGGAUAGUCAAGGAGGACUGAUUGGGAUAGCCCUGGAUGCAAAAUGGUAUGAGCCAAUGUCUGAUUGUGAUGAGGACAAAGAUGCUGCAAGUAGAGCAAUAGAUUUUGGUCUCGGAUGGUUCCUUGAUCCGCUUCUGCUUGGCGAAUAUCCUCUUUCAAUGCAGAAGAACGUCGGUGAGAGACUACCUAAGAUCACUCACAAGUUGUCAAGAUCGUUGGUUGGGUCUUUGGACUACAUAGGCAUAAACCAUUACACCACACUGUAUGCUCGGAACGACAGAACUCGGAUUCGGAAAUUCGUAAUGCAGGAUGCUUCCGCAGAUGCUGCUGUGAUCACUGCCUCUUCCAGGCACGGAGUUCCCAUUGGAGACAAAGUAUUUCCUUGCCUCUUCGCUGCUUCUUCCUGGUUACACAUAGUCCCAUGGGGAAUCCGGAAAUUAAUGAGAUAUGUGAAGCAUAAAUAUGGAAAUCUACCAGUGAUAAUCACUGAAAAUGGUGUGGAUGAUCCAAAUAAGUUUUACAUACCUUUAGACAAGGCUUUAAAAGAUGACAAGAGGAUAAGAUUUCACAGGGACUACCUCUCAAACCUCUCUGCUGCUAUUAGGGAAGACGAGUGCAACGUGCAAGGUUAUUUUGUGUGGUCUUUGCUUGACAACUGGGAAUGGAAUUAUGGCUACACAGUUCGGUUUGGACUAUACUAUGUGGAUUACAAGAACAACCUUACAAGGAUUCCAAAGUCCUCUGUUGAAUGGUUCAAAAGUAUGCUAAGAUUGAAAAGUGAUAUUUGAGCUACUAGUUGUGGAAUCUUCUUCAUUGUGUACCACACGAAGUAAAUGUUGUAUCAUAAAAUGAUUAUUACAAGCAAAAUUCACAAAAUUGAUUGCAAAAGAGUACACACAUUCACAAGUUCAUGUGAUUUUUUUUAUUUAAUGUAUGUAUUACAAAGUGGGUGUAUCAAACCAUUUGUUUAAUGGAAUCAAAGUGUUUGAAGGCUUAAAAUGAGUAA
This is a messenger RNA of Camellia sinensis, 1876 nucleotides long. The record is from RefSeq and is a predicted model, not a curated record. Lineage: Eukaryota; Viridiplantae; Streptophyta; Magnoliopsida; Ericales; Theaceae.